GUAUUUAAAUGUGGGAAUAAACCUUUUGGCUUAUUUUCAUAUUAGUAAAACGGUUUCCCUCUAGUAAGAAAGGGGAGAGAGAGCUGCCUCUGCUCCUAGUUGUAACUUGAGUUCUUUCCACCAGGAAGAAGUCACACACAGAGAGCCUGCUCUAGGAGUUUACAGGAAAUACCAACAUGUCGUGUGACUCGCCGUUCAAGAUGAGAUUCGUUCAUUUGGACCUUAAAGGAGCACCACCAAAGGUCUCAUAUCUCUCUGAGGCUUUCCCCUUGUUCCACGCACUUGGUGCCAACGGCCUCCUCAUAGAGUAUGAGGACACGUUUCCCUAUGAGGGCCACCUGCGGCUGCUGAGGGCCAAGCAUGCGUACAGCCCCUCCGAGGUGACAGAGAUCCUGCGCCUGGCCAGACUCAGCGAGCUGGAAGUUGUUCCCUUGGUGCAGACAUUUGGACACAUGGAGUUUGUGCUAAAGCAUGCAGCAUUUUCCCAUCUCCGUGAAGUGGCGCUCUUCCCCAACACCCUCAACCCUCACGAGGCUGAGUCCCUGGCACUGGUACAAACCAUGAUCGACCAAAUCCUCCAGCUCCACAGGGAUGUCCGGUGGCUCCACAUAGGCUGCGAUGAGGUCUACUACUUAGGUGAGGGGGAGACCUCGAAACAGUGGCUACAGCAGGAACAGAACAGCCACGCGAAACUGUGUCUGUCCCACAUGCAUGCAGUAGCCAGCCACGUGCUGGCCCAGCAUCCUGGCACAACACCCUUGGUGUGGGAUGACAUGCUGCGGGACAUCCCCCAGGAACAGCUAAAAGCAUCUGGGGUGCCGCAGCUGGUGCAGCCUGUGCUCUGGGACUACGGAGCUGACCUGGAUGUCCACAGCAAAAUCUCCCUCAUGGGAAAGUACCAGGAGUGUGGCUUCCAGAGGCUGUGGGCUGCCAGUGCCUUCAAGGGGGCCACAGGGGCUACUCAGGCCCUGACCCCUGUGGAGCAUCACGUCAGAAACCAGGAGCAGUGGCUGCAGGUGGCAGCCAGUGGGCCAGUGGACGCCCUGCAAGGAAUCAUCCUGACUGGCUGGCAGAGGUACGACCACUUCUCUGUGCUGUGUGAGCUGCUCCCUGUGGGAAUCCCUUCCCUGGCUGCCUGUCUACAGUCACUUGUACAUGGAGGCUUUGCUGAGGAUGUUAAGAUGAGAGUGGAGCGACUCCUUGGGGUUUCAAGCCUGGAAAUAACGGAUGCUGUGAGUGAGGGAGCCGGCUCCUUCCCUGGCAGUGACAUCCAUGCCCUCGUCACACAAAUUAGCCUCCACCUGCGCAGCUCUGUGGAUACGCUUCUAGAGAGGAACCGGUAUGUCACUGGCUGGUUCAGCCCCUACCAUCGAAGACGGAAGCUUAUCCACCCAGUUAUGAUUCAGCACAUCCAGCCGGAGGCACUCAGCCUUCUGAGCAGGUGGAGCAGCCUUGUGCAGCGGUUGGAGGCGGCCCUGCAGCUGGCCUUCCACCCGGACACCAUCGAAGAGUGGCUGGAGGAGAACGUGCUCCCAAGCAUGCAGCGGCUGCAGAGUCUUCUGCAGGACUUGGGUGAGGUGGCUGCCCCACCGCCACCGGCCACCAGCCCAGGCUGGGACACAGGUCAGAACCCCUGAGAGGCUGGAGCCCUGUAUAACCUGGACAGCAUCAGCAUUUCUGCCUCAGUGGCCCAGCCCUGUGGGGCCUGUGCUCUUCCCGGUGCGCCCUGGACACCUGUGCAGACAGGCUCCCAAACUGCAUAAACAGUAGCCUCGGGCAGAGCAGACACCAGAAAAAGGCACAUUUGCAGUCUGCAUGUAGAGCUUUAUGAAUUCUGAAAUAAAAAGACCAGUAGAAGCAGAAGUCCCACAACAGAAACUUGAAUGAGCUGUUUACCAGCACCCUAGCUUACAGAGCGUCUCGUUCCUUCACCCAGGAGCGAGUCUCCGCGCUGGGCAGUGUA
Acomys russatus (golden spiny mouse) is the source of this 1963-nucleotide messenger RNA. It is a transcript of the gene Hexd, whose product is annotated as hexosaminidase D. The record is from RefSeq and is a predicted model, not a curated record. Gene Ontology annotation, biological process: carbohydrate metabolic process. The coding region runs from base 177 to 1637 and encodes 486 amino acids. Lineage: Eukaryota; Metazoa; Chordata; Mammalia; Rodentia; Muridae. Gene Ontology annotation, molecular function: hexosaminidase activity. The transcript is spliced from 12 exons.